Molecule: messenger RNA, 907 nt
Organism: Budorcas taxicolor (takin)
Lineage: Eukaryota; Metazoa; Chordata; Mammalia; Artiodactyla; Bovidae
Gene: GNPNAT1
Product: glucosamine-phosphate N-acetyltransferase 1
Exons: 6
Coding region: 117-671 (184 amino acids)
Biological process (GO): UDP-N-acetylglucosamine biosynthetic process
Cellular component (GO): endoplasmic reticulum; Golgi apparatus; endoplasmic reticulum-Golgi intermediate compartment
Molecular function (GO): glucosamine 6-phosphate N-acetyltransferase activity; monosaccharide binding
Source: RefSeq, a predicted model, not a curated record
GUGGGGCUGGCUCUGAAGCCGGAUCCGGAUCCAGUGCAGUGUACCCGGGUGGGUGAGAAUCCGUCGAGCCUGGAGAGGAGCGCAGACUGCUGACCUCUACGGAUCUUACUGCAAAGAUGAAACCUGAUGAAACUCCUAUGUUUGACCCAAGUCUACUCAAAGAAGUGGACUGGAGUCAGAAUACAGCUACAUUUUCUCCAGCCAUUUCCCCAACACAUCCUGGAGAAGGUUUGGUUUUGAGGCCUCUUUGUACUGCUGAUUUGAACAGAGGUUUUUUUAAGGUACUAGGUCAGCUGACAGAGACUGGAGUUGUCAACCCAGAACAAUUUAUGAAAUCUUUUGAGCAUAUGAAGAAAUCUGGGGAUUACUAUGUUACAGUUGUGGAAGAUGUAACUUUAGGCCAGAUAGUUGCUACAGCAACUCUGAUAAUAGAACAUAAAUUCAUCCAUUCCUGUGCUAAGAGAGGACGAGUAGAAGAUGUUGUUGUUAGUGAUGAAUGCAGAGGAAAGCAGCUUGGCAAAUUGUUAUUAUCAACCCUUACUUUGCUAAGCAAGAAACUGAACUGUUAUAAGAUUACCCUGGAAUGUCUACCACAAAAUGUUGGUUUCUACAAAAAGUUUGGAUAUACAGUAUCCGAAGAAAACUACAUGUGCCGGAGGUUUCUAAAGUAAAAUCUUUUAAGAAAGACAUCUGUCAAAGGAGCUGAUGCAGCAAGGCUAUACGCUCUUCCUUGAGUUAAAAUAUUUUGUUGCUGCAACCAGGUGACCUCUAUAAAUACUGGAUUGUGAUACAAGUAUAAUGACACUUAGAAGAUUACUUUGGGCUGGUGGGACAUGCUGAGUUUAGAUUACAAAUAAAUUAUUAAGGGGAUGAUUUUUAACCAAAGGAGUAUAUUUUUAACUUGAAU